This is a messenger RNA of Vombatus ursinus (common wombat), 781 nucleotides long. Its product is annotated as UDP-glucuronosyltransferase 2A3-like. Gene Ontology annotation, molecular function: UDP-glycosyltransferase activity. The transcript is spliced from 2 exons. Lineage: Eukaryota; Metazoa; Chordata; Mammalia; Diprotodontia; Vombatidae. Bases 65 to 739 code for a protein of 224 amino acids. The record is from RefSeq and is a predicted model, not a curated record.
UCUGCUGCUCUUGAAUAUCUGUUGCUUCCAUUUUUCAACUUGUGGGAAAGUGCUGGUGUGCCCUAUGGAGAAUAGUCAUUGGAUUAAUUUAAAGACCAUCUUGGAUGAACUCACACAGAGGGGACAUGUGGUGACUGUGUUGGUACCUUCUAUUACACUUCUCAUUGAACCCACAACAUCUUCAGGGCUUCACUUUGAGGUUUUUCCUGCACCAUAUAUCGAAGAGGAAAUAAAAAACUUUGUUGAAAUGCAUUUGAAGGAUUUGAUUUAUAUGAUACCAAGUAUGCCAUACUGGAAAUCAAUGAUAAAACUUCAUGAACAGAAAAGCUUUCUUAAUCAGUUUUUGAAAUUAAUUUGUGAGAGUGCAGUGUUUAACCAGGAGCUCAUGCAGAAGCUCCAAGACACUGGUUAUGACUUGCUGAUCUCAGAUGCUCUGUUUCCUUGUGGGGGUCUGAUAGCUGAGAAGCUUGAACUUCCUUUUGUGCACAGUCACCGGUUCAGCUUGGGAAACAAUUUGGAGAAAUAUUGCGCAAGACUUCCACUUCCACUUUCCUAUGUACCUAUUCCCCUAGGAAGACUGACACACAAGAUGACUUUUAUGGAGAGGGUGAAGAAUACGAUGCUUUCCUUUCUCUUUGAUUUUGGGUUCCAGUCAUUAGACAAAAUAUGGGACCAGCUUUUCACUGAAGUAUUAGAUUUCAUGAAUACAAGAAACCAGUCAAAGCCAAGAAAUCAAUGAAGAAAUGAAAGUGAUUAAGAACUGAAAAAAGUCCAUUACAUC